Messenger RNA from Alligator mississippiensis (American alligator), 2880 nucleotides. It is a transcript of the gene BHLHA9, whose product is annotated as basic helix-loop-helix family member a9. Bases 1259 to 1975 code for a protein of 238 amino acids. The transcript has a single exon. Lineage: Eukaryota; Metazoa; Chordata; Crocodylia; Alligatoridae. The record is from RefSeq and is a predicted model, not a curated record. Gene Ontology annotation, biological process: developmental process; regulation of transcription by RNA polymerase II. Gene Ontology annotation, molecular function: RNA polymerase II transcription regulatory region sequence-specific DNA binding; DNA-binding transcription factor activity, RNA polymerase II-specific; protein dimerization activity.
UAUAUAUAUAUAUAUAUAUAAAAAAUAUUUCACGUUCCAGGUCAAAUUAGCCAAAUCAGUUCCUAAUCAUAUUGAUUGAGCAGGCAAAACUCAAUCUUUUUAAACACCAUGCAUGGGGCUACAACCAGUGAGCAUCCUCCAUCCCAGACAUCUCACCCUGGGACUUCAGACAUUGGCAGGCAUCCUACAUGCAGGCCCAAGCCUGGAGGUCUUGGGGUUCGGAUGUCCCCAGAUGCUACAGGCAAGCAUCCUCCAUCCCAGACUCUUUACUCCGGGACUUCAGAUACUCCCUACACUCAAUUUUAAUCCCAUAAAAGGCCAGUACAACACUUGAUUUUAGCUCACCGGAGGCCGAAGCGUCUGCACAGUCAGCCCCUUUGCAAUGCAGGAGGCAGAUGCUGCCUGCACCACCAAUCUCUCCCCCCAAGGCCAGGCUCCUCCACUGGUGCCUGGCAGUGUUCACCCAUCUCUCUCUUCACUAUCAUGCAGGCCCAUGGGUCAUGGCUCUCUGAUGCUGCCCACCAUCGCAAUCCAAACCCCCCUAGAGAUGUGCUCCCACCUCCCAUCAGGGGUAGACGCAUGCUCAGGCACCCCCAGGACCCAGGGCUCGGUGUCAGGCCCAGGUGCUGACACACUCGUGGCCCAGUCACUUCCCCUCACCAUGCCUUUGCUCUCUUCUCUCCUCUCUCUUGCAAAUGCUCCCUUUCCCAGGAAAUCUGUCCGUGGCCCAUAUCACGGUUUAUGCCCCAGCAGAGUUGAACCCUGGCUGCGGCAGGGGAGUGAUGGGGCAGAGAAAGUGCAGGGCGAGCAGCUCCAGAGAGACCACAGGAGGGAAGGCCCAGGCUGGGCCAGGUGACAUGGGUGAGUCGUGCCCCACAGCGUAGCACCUGCACGUGUCAGGGGGAGGCCUUACCCUGCCCUGCUGCUCCCAGGCCCCUGCUCAGGGGAGGUAGGAAGCGGAGGACAGGAGGGUCCUAGGGGCAGCAUGUGGGCGUGCUCUUCACCCUGGUGCAGCUCAGGACAAGUGCGGCGGGGCCGUGCCCUACAAGCUUUCGCAUGCUGCCCGCGCCCCUCUGCAGCUCCACAUACCUGAAGGCAGGUCAUAAAGGGCCCGGGAGGGGAAGCACGUGAUGCAGGUGAGCUCGGCAGGCGAGUUUUUAGCAGAGGACUGGGGCUGCGCUGCAGGAGUGUUUGCCUGAGCUCACAGGAGGCAGGACGGCUGCAGUGCCCUCACGCUCCUGGGACGUUCGGCAAGGCCAUGCCCAGCGCAGACGGCUCAGAGGGAGAGCUAGGAGGGGCCCGUUUCCCGGGGCUGAGGCAGGAGCUGUGGGUCCCCAAGGGCAGCGAGGCCUCAUCUUGCCCCAGCGAUGGCGAGGAGCCCAAGGGGAGGAGGAGGAGCAGGCCAGCGCGCUCCAAGGCGAGGAGGAUGGCGGCCAACGUCCGGGAACGCAAGCGCAUCCUGGACUACAACCAAGCCUUCAACGCCCUGCGGCUGGCCCUCAAGCACGACCUUAGCGGCAAAAGGCUCUCCAAGAUCGCCACGCUGCGCAGAGCCAUCCACAGGAUUGCCGUCCUGUCCAUGUCCCUGCGCUCCGGCCUGGCCCCACACUGGCCCUGCGCCCAUGCCGAGUGCCGCCCCUGGUACGAUGGGCCGGGGCAGGAGGAGAGUGCCCAGGGCAGCCGUGCCCAGCUCAUCCAGCUGCCUCUGGAGCCUGGCUACGUGGCUGCUGCAAACUUCCAGCGCUGCCCGCCGUAUGCCGGGCACACCCCUGAGAUGCAGGUCCAGCUGCACUACGAGAGCCCGAGGGACGAGUGUUUCGCAUCCAGCCCUGCUUAUCCCUGCCCCCUCGGCGUCAGAGCCGCGUGCCAGCAGAAGCACACGGACAACUUCCGAGAGGCGCCGCCUGGGCCUUGCUCUUGGCAGCCGAGGCGUUUCCAAGGCUCGGGCUGCCAGCAGUGCCUCCCGACGCACUGAACGGGACGAGGAGACACGGCCGCAGUGCUUAGGAAGGGGACACAUCUCUGACGGGUGGGAGAGUGGGAUGGCGCUUGUGCAAGAGGGAGGAAGAAAACAGGGGAGCGGGGGCCUGAGCCUAGGGAGAGCUGUGGAAGCUGUGCGAAGCACGCGGGCUUUGGGGACCUGCGGACACAGAAAGCCAAAGAGCCCAUGGGGGCAAGAAGCUGUGUUUCCUGUGGCAGGAGCUCCAACGCAGCGGGCCUGUGCUGCAAGGUGCCUCUGCUGCGCUCCGCCGUCACGCUGCAUUUGUUCUCCUCUCUUUCCGAGGAGAGUUUGGCACAAGUGGGGCGUUUUGUGUCGAGUUCUGUCUCUGUAGGGCUAACAGCCUGGGUCAGAUGAACCACGGUGAGGAGAAGGCGCUGGGGUUAAAUUGGGUGAGCGCUCAUGAAGCCUCACCGUAGGCAGUUUAAAGGUGAAUGCCUCCCCUCCGUGCCUGUGUCCCGCGGGCGGUGCCUGGGCGGGUUUGCAAACACAGUCGGCUGGGGGGGAGGCUGCACGGGCAGCGCCUGCUUCUGUCCCGUCCCCGCAGACUGCACGGCACUGGACGAUGCAGGGAGGAGCGUGAGGAAAUCUUAGUGCCGAGGCAAGACAAAAGAGCCUGGGUUAUCCCGCAGGUGAGCAGCUGGCUGGCUCCUCGGGGAGGGGACGAGGCGCAUGGGAGAACCAGGCACAGGGCCCCUGGCCUGCAGUGAGCAGGUGGCCGGGUCUGCCUGCGAUCCCUCAGACCCUGCUUCUCCUCCUGACCUGCCGCUGUUACAGUCGUCACUGCAAGGCACCUCAGUGGCAUCUUUGCUGCCUCGGUCACUGGGUGCAGCACGCUGCGGAGGCCGUAUCAGUCAAUAAAGCUCCUUCUCCCCUCCUGA